AAAAAGUAUUUGUAGAUUCACAUAGAAGACAAAGGGGAUAUAAUUUAUGAAUAUAUCUGUGCAUCAUGUGCUACAGGGCACAAUGGAUACUAGUUCAAUUAGUAUUUGGAUAUUUGUGCAAAACAAACUCUUAUGAGGUAUAUCGGCUUCCUGAAAGAGAUUAUGGCACAAACGUAACGGGGUUAGAGUUUAUUCGGACCUCUAUGAGUAAUUUUGGAAUAGGAGAAAAUAAUAAAGUCGUCCUGAGAUGUAAAGUACGCGGUGAUGCAGAACCUCAUUUCGAGUGGGUGAAGAUGGACAGUUCAACGUCUGCACACUCAAAAAUAUAUCACACUAAUGACGGACGAUAUUCUAUCUACUUAAAACAACAACCCGGGCAUCGAUACAGCAGCAAACUUGUAAUACAAAACACACAAGCCUCGGACUCUGGAAUUUACAAGUGCCGCGUUAAUGUUAGAUGGUCUGCUGUCAUAGAAAGACAUUAUAGAGUCCAUGUUCAAGAAUCUCUUUUCACUCCGAUUAGACUAGAAUCGUAUACACAAGAAGGUGAAGGAAUCGUUCAAAUUCGCAAUAAGAACAAAUGGACCUAUUUUUAUUACUAUGAUUUCAGUACAGUAAAGGCCUCUAUUGUGUGUCGGUCUCUUGGAUAUCCAUAUGGAGGUGUACCACGAAUAACAUAUGAGGAGGAAGGUAUUUUUCGUUUCAAUUAUUGGAGGCACAAGAAAAAUAGAAAUCCAAUGUGUAUAAAUGGAAUAAGUUGUUUACCAAAUAUUACCGAUAUUGGCCAAUGUAACUUGAAGAAACUAUCUAAAUGUUAUCUGUCACAUAUAGUUGGAGUAACUUGUAGGCUCGAACCUGUAAAAAUUCCAGAUAUACCCGUUCGUCUGAUAAUACCAGAAAAGGAUGUCCAGAAUUUAAGAGAAGGUGUCGUAGAAGUCUUCUUAAAUGACCACUGGGGAUUUGUUUUAGGAAUCGGACAGUCCGAAGUUAAUGCUCUUUGCAAAACACUUGGUUUUAAGUAUGGUGGUCAGAGUUAUAAAACUGUAGAUGUUCUUCAAAGUUCUCAUUUUGGUCGUCUUGACAUUACAACUGAAAUUUUGCAAAACUUUUCAUGUCCAGAAGAGGCAUUGCAUUUAAAUGAGUGCAGUGAUAUGGAGUGGACAGAACGUUCGUGGUUUGGAUGGGAUAGGUGGAACAUUUUGUCUAUAAGAUGUUGGACAUAUGCAGAAAUUAGUAAUUCAGGAGAGCGAAUACGACUAGCAGGAUUAAACAAAGAACACGAAGGACGAGUCGAAAUUUUGCAUAACAAUACUUGGGGGAUUAUCAAUGAUUAUUGGUUUGGUUAUCCAGGAGCAAAUGUGUUCUGUAAAAUGAUGGGGUAUCAGUAUGGCGGAUUGCCGAUAUAUGAUAAGUUCAUUCCCGGACAGGGACCACUAUGGAUAGACUACAUCGAAUGUCCUUUACUUGCCAACGAUUUACAGGACUGUGAGUUUGAUUGGACAAGUGAGAAGGACAAAAUUGCCCUUGGUAUAGGACCAGCAGUUGUUAAAUGCCGGACAGAACCGAUUGAAGUACCAGAAGUGAAGUUUAGAUUACAAGCAGGAUGGAGAAGAGAAAUACUUGAGUACUUUAAAGACGGAUACUGGGGAUAUGUUUGUGGAGCCUACAUGGGGACCUCUGAGGCAUCGAUGUUCUGUCAUCAGUUAGGUUUUACUCAUGGUGGACAUAUCAUUAUUGAUGUGGAUGAAGGAAGAGAAGGAGAGAAUGAUAAUAGGAAAGAUAUUGCACCAACAAUUCUAAAAAACAUAGAAUGUCCAUGGAAUUCUGUAGAUCUCGAUCAGUGUUCAGAACGAGAAUGGAGUUACAAAGAUAAUAGAAUAAUUUGCGACUCACAUAAGCGAGAUUUAAGACUAAAGUGUAGGUCAAAACCUUUUCCAGAAUAUGAUGUACAGUUAUUUGGAGGAAAUUCGGCCAAUGCAGGUCAGCUUCUUGUGAAAUAUGAUAACACAUGGACAACAGUACACUCUGAUGACUUUUCAACAAAAAAUGUAGCUGUUGUAUGUAGGCAGAUUGGAUUUAGACAUGGAGGAGAAAUAAACAUUCAACAAUCAAUUUAUAAAAACAGUCCUUUUUGGUUAAUUCUAAAAUGCAACGGAAAAGAAAAGAAUGUAGGACAAUGCAAUUCGAUUAAAACACAGCCGUUUUCACCAUUCGAAAGAAGUGUAUCAGUGUUUAUUAAGUGCUAUGAAGAACUCGAUCCUGAGCUUCAUAUGACAGUGUCUUUAGAAGGUGAUGGAAAGGUUAUCGUUUAUAGACAGGGAGAAACAUGGCAAAUAUGCUCUUCUCGAUGGUCUGAUUUCCAUGGCAAUUCCCUAUGGGAUGACGUAACGGCAACCACUGUCUGUCGUAUGCUAAACCAAAGCAAUGGAACCGCAAUACACAUACCCUUUGAUUCUCGAGAAGGUCCAGCAACGGCAAAUAACAUACAACAAGUGUAUUGUCCUAGAGGAGCUUCACAUCUGGGAGAUUGUUUCUAUGGACGUCUUGGUUUCAAGGAUUAUAGGUUAUCUCCAUGGGCGCCAGGUGAUUGCAACGAAGCAGUAAUGCAUAGGACAUAUCGUGGUGGUGUAAAAUGCAGCAAAUAAAGAUUUAACAUACUGUGGAUUCAUUAUUAUUCGUUGGAUACCAAUUUUCGUGGGUUUCGUGGGAAUGGGUUAACCACGGAAUCAAAUGUUCAACGAAAUACAUAUUUACAAUAGGCGUAAUAUACAGAGAUUUUCAAAACCACGCAAUCAAAUAUCCACGAAUAUGCAAGUUUUUAGCAAUUCAAGAAAAUUGAUACCAACGAAAAUAAAUGAAUCCACAGUACUCGGAAAAGUUUAAACAUUGAUCUGAUAUGUACAUUCA
Messenger RNA from Mytilus trossulus (common blue mussel), 2907 nucleotides. RefSeq names its product scavenger receptor cysteine-rich type 1 protein M130-like. The coding region runs from base 66 to 2645 and encodes 859 amino acids. Gene Ontology annotation, cellular component: membrane. The record is from RefSeq and is a predicted model, not a curated record. The transcript is spliced from 15 exons. NCBI's taxonomy places the organism in Eukaryota, Metazoa, Mollusca, Bivalvia, Mytilida, Mytilidae.